AACAAAGACUCAUAAUACCUACUCAAUUAAAAAUCAGAGCACAUUGCACUUUACUUGUCACAAUAUUAAAACAAAUUGUCUUAAAUAUAUGACAAAUGAGACAAAAUGUUCACAGAUGAGUUGAAUUUGGUUGAAUGUUGUUCACUUGAACGUCACUGCUUAUUACGUACGCUCAAAAUGUAGGUAUUUGUCUAUUUAACAGGGUAAUUAACAUACAGUUCAAAACAUUUACCUAUCGCCUUUAAUUAAGAAGGGUAAUACAAAUAUUCUUUCACCGUAUAAUCAUAAUAACUAUUCGUGCACAGCUUUAAUGACUUACGAGCUAAAAACAAGGGUAGUAAAAAUUAUAAUCUUCAUGAUGAAAAUUUUGUUGAAAGGAUAGAAGUAAUAUAUGAUAUACCCUCCGUACCCAUUAUGAUUCUUUUUCGGUUCGGUUCGGUUGAUAUAUCAAUAAGUAAUUUAAAAACACUGAGAAUGCCCUCCUGCGAGUAAAUAAUGGUCGAAUUAUGACACGUUAAUAAGCAUUAAAUUAUAUUGCAUUGUCGCAUAAACCGAUCACAUCCCAAACGAAAGAAAAAGCGUGUUAUCCAAAACAAAAUUAAUAUUAAUGACCGGAAUAUGUGUGUCACACGGCCCAUAGUGUUCCGAGCUACGAUAAUAUACUAUACGAGUUAAAAAUGUAAAUUCACUAAAAGAUCGGAGUGGGGGCGGAUCGAAUAAAAAACUGUUGACUUUUGGUUGGAACACCACAAUCAAAUAGUAAUCGGUGGUUUGAGUUCAUCCAAACAUCUUCAAGAUGAAGUUCUCCUUGGUUCUUCUUAGCGUGGCCACCGUGGCUUACUCCAGUCCUGUGCCUAAGGACGAAUCAGUGCUAAAGUCGGUGGUUGGGAGCUUCGUGAACUGCAUGAAUAGUGAUGUUAACUUGUGUAUCAAGGAACAUGCCCUUCGUGCCACCGACCGUCUCGGCACCGUUCGCAAACUCGACAUCUUUGAAGGUCUUACCAUCCUGAACAACAACCCUAAAGAAGCCAGGAGUCUGGAGGCUUUGUCCACCGAUCCCCAGAUCAGGAACAAGGAAGUGACUGAGAGACUCUGGGAGAAGGCCAAUGAUUUGCUUCAGAACAGCGAGCUGGAGAUCAGCUUUGGUAGUGAUGAUGAGGAAUCCAGGGCUCUUGGUGACGCUGAGGAGAGCCGUGGCAAGAAGAAAGACAUCAAGAAGAAGAUGAAGCUGCUCAUGCCCCUCAUGCACCUGCUGAAGGCCAAACUCGGUGCUUUGGCUGUCCUCUUCCUCGGUGUCAUCGCCAUCUCAAUCUGGAAGCUGGCCCUCAUGGCUAAGAUUGCUUUCAUUGCCAAGAUCAUUGCCAUUAUCAAGGCUCUGUUGGCUAAGAAGCAUGAGGAGCAUGGUGGAUGGGCCCCGCCUAUCCAUGAAGACCAUGGACACGGCCAUGGUGGCUGGGAAAGCCAAGGUUGGGGACGUUCAGGCAAGAUCGAAGGCGCUGAUAUGGCCUAUGCCGGCUACAAGCAACAGUAGAUCUAUAAUGGCGUACUGACUUAAUAGCUAUAGGCAAAGUACGUUCAAACCAAAUAUUUGCCAUUAUUGCCAUAUUUAUUUUGUGUGACUGUGUGCGUGUUUGAUUAUUUAUUUAUUGACUGCUUUUAACUUCUUUUCAGUCAUUUUAUACGACGCUGAAACUGGUGUUUCACUGUUAGUAGUAAUUUGAUUGAAAAGGAACUUUCGUCUUGAAAUCGUAUUUUUAUGGGUUGUGAUUAUUUUUUAUCUUGUUUGGUAUAUUUUUGAUUAUUUUUAUUUGUAAAUAGUUUUUUUGUUCAUUCUUUUAUUUUGUUUUAUUUGUUCUGUUUAGUUUUAUUUUAUUUAUAUUCUAUAACGUUUCAAAUUAUUACUAUUAUUUUCUAUUAAUUUUUUUUAACUUUAUUGCACGAUAUAAAAUUGUACAAAUGGCGGACUUCAUGCCUUAAUGCAUUCUCUACCAGUCAACCAUUGGGUCAAACAUAAACUUUAUAUUGCAUUACUUAUUUGACUACUAUUAUCAUGAUCUCUCGUAUUUAUUAUUGAUUGUUACAACUUAUCCUAUAUUAAAUUAUUAAUAACUAAGCUAUAUUAUUAUUAUAGCUAUAUAUUAUUAUAAUGUGUACGAUUUGUAUAGUAUCGUGUAUCACGACUAAUGAAUGUAUAACGUUUAAGAUAUCUUUGUGAGUGUGUAUUUAUUGUGUGUGAAUUAUAUAGACAAAACGAAUAAACCAAAUAGCAUUGAUUACAUA
This is a messenger RNA of Cydia pomonella (codling moth), 2280 nucleotides long. RefSeq lists its product as uncharacterized. The record is from RefSeq and is a predicted model, not a curated record. The transcript has 3 exons. NCBI's taxonomy places the organism in Eukaryota, Metazoa, Arthropoda, Insecta, Lepidoptera, Tortricidae. Bases 797 to 1531 code for a protein of 244 amino acids.